Notothenia coriiceps (black rockcod) is the source of this 8159-nucleotide messenger RNA. RefSeq names its product matrix metalloproteinase-15-like. The transcript is spliced from 10 exons. NCBI's taxonomy places the organism in Eukaryota, Metazoa, Chordata, Actinopteri, Perciformes, Nototheniidae. The record is from RefSeq and is a predicted model, not a curated record. The coding region runs from base 944 to 2923 and encodes 659 amino acids. Gene Ontology annotation, molecular function: metalloendopeptidase activity; zinc ion binding. Gene Ontology annotation, cellular component: extracellular matrix. Gene Ontology annotation, biological process: proteolysis; extracellular matrix organization; collagen catabolic process.
UGACAGGGACACCUCGCUGAUGUGCUGCCACGCUUGACGCUCUCAUCUCCACGUUUGGUACUGAAACCCCACCAACAGAGGACCACUGUCCGUGCUGCUUCGGUAGGAACACAACAGAGCCACGGAAUCAGGAUAAGACUGAUAGCAACUAAGUAUCGGCUUCCGAGACGGUUUCCUCUGGCAAAAGGGAACAACUGGACGUAGAGGGCUCUUUUUUUUUUUUUACAAGAGGUCGCGAGCUAUAACUGCCGUUGCCACUUACAGCUACGACACUGCUCGAGCUGCUGCUGAAGGAGUCAAGUGCGGUGAACUUUCAUGUUGUCGCCGUUUCAGAUUUCUAAACUUUCUCAGGGUACAUUUGAAUGCACCCGAAUAGGCAUUAACACGACAUGAGUUCAUUUACCCACUGUAUUUGAACAUGUCAGCAGUAGGCUACAUUAUUUACUCAAAAGCAUUUCUGGGUUAUGCACACUUUGCUGAUAGUGGGCACUGCUGGAGACAUUGUUGCUCUUUUAAAGUGCACUUUCAAGGUUACUAACAGGGCAGCGACUUUGAUGUUAAUUAAAUGAGUCGGGCGCUCUAGUGGGUAACUCCCGCUAGAGAUAACAGAGCACAGUAGUCAAAGAAAGGUGAGACUGACUGUUAACGCUGUUAAAACGACUUAAAGGAGAAACCUGCAUGGAGGUUCACAUAUGACAAGUCGACGACAUUUAUGGAGGGUCAGUUUGUAGUGCGGCUCUGGCUGUAAAACUGAAAUGGGGCUCUUUUCCAGGAUACAAGUGCACAGUUGAAGACCGUCGUAUAAUUCUCACUUGGGAAUAGUUUACAACCAUCGUAUCAGGGUUUUUACCACUUAAACCAACAGUACUGUAAAAACCUUUCAAAGACACCCUAGUUUAUCCUCUGGGAUUUAACCACUACUGAUUUCCCUCGCGCCCGGACCAUGGCCUCCUCCUCGCGGAACAGCUCCUUCUGGUUGCUCUGGAGACGCACCUUCCUCGCGAUGGGGCUGUGCGCGCUCGUGGCGUUUGGAACAGCGGAGGGUGACAGCGCCUUCAACUCAGAGUCAUGGCUGAAGAUGUACGGUUACCUGCCCCAGGCCAGCAGACAGAUGUCCACCAUGCGAUCGGCUCAGAUCCUGUCCAAUGCGAUCAGCGACAUGCAGCGCUUCUACAGCCUGCAGGUCACUGGACAGAUGGACCAACAAACAGUCAGUGCCAUGAGGAGACCCCGCUGUGGUGUGCCUGACAAGUUUGGAGGCCCGAUCAAAACCAACGUGCGGCGGAAACGCUAUGCCCUCACGGGGCAUAGAUGGAACAAGAGCCACCUCACUUACAGUAUCCAAAACUACACUCCCAAGAUUGGAGAGUAUAACUCAUACGAAGCCAUCCGUCGGGCGUUUAAAGUCUGGCAGCAGGUGACCCCAUUGACCUUUGACGAAAUCCCCUACCAGGAGAUCAAAUAUGGACGCCGCAAGGAGCCCGACAUUAUGAUCUUUUUCGCUUCGGGUUUCCAUGGAGACAGCUCUCCUUUUGAUGGGGAGGGAGGCUUCCUAGCUCAUGCCUACUUCCCUGGACCUGGAAUGGGCGGGGACACACACUUUGACUCCGAUGAACCAUGGACCAUAGGAAACCAUAACGUACAAGGUAACGACCUCUUCCUGGUUGCAGUCCAUGAGCUGGGCCACGCCCUUGGUUUAGAGCACUCCAACAACCCACUUGCCAUCAUGGCUCCCUUUUACCAGUGGAUGGAGACGGAGAAUUUCCAACUGCCAGAUGACGACCUGCGAGGCAUCCAGCAGAUCUAUGGUCAGCAGAACAGCAGCCCCACCGUGGCCCUGCCCACCGUGACACCUCGUCGCCCGGAGCCCCGCCCCCCACAAACUCCCCCCCGUCAUCCUGACCACCCCAGGACCACUGAGAGACCGGAUCACUACGGGCCCAAUAUCUGUGAAGGGAACUUUGACUCUGUGGCCAUGCUCCGAGGGGAGAUGUUUGUUUUCAAGGGUCGGUGGUUCUGGCGCGUGCGCAGGAACAGGGUCCUGGAUAACUACCCCAUGCCCAUCGGUCACUUCUGGAGGGGGUUGCCUGGAGACAUAGACUCUGCCUACGAGAGACACGACGGCAGGUUCGUCUUCUUUAAAGGAACCAGAUUCUGGCUCUUCAGGGAGGCUAACCUGGAACAGGGCUAUCCAAUGGAGCUGGUCGAUUAUGGCCUAGGUAUUCCCUAUGACCGAAUAGACACAGCCAUCUGGUGGGAGCCAUCCGGCUACACCUACUUCUUCCAAGGAGACAGGUACUGGCGCUUCAACGAGCAGUCCCGCCACACGGACCAAGGAUACCCGAAAUCAAUCAGUGUCUGGGGAUCCUCAGUACCCUCCUCCCCCAAGGGGGCCUUCCUCAGCGAUGAUGGAGCGUACACCUUCUUCUACAAGGGUUCCAAGUACUGGAAGUUUGACAACCACCGCAUGAAGAGCGAGCCGGGCUACCCCAAGUCCAUCUUGAGAGACUUCAUGGGCUGCAGUGCGGACCAGGACCCAGACCGAGACACGGACGCAGACGUGGGGCGCAAAUACCCCGACGUGAACCGGCCCCCUUUCAACCCCGACGCAACCGGACGCGACGGAGACAUGGGCAAAGACGGGGAUCGUGACGGGACGGACAACGACGUGGGCAAAGGGUCGGACGGCGAUAAAGACGAGGACUACCGGGAGGGCCGCGAGGAAGACACCAAUGAGGUGGACGUGGUGCUAAAGGUGGACGACAGCGAGGAGCGGACCAUGAACAUCCUGAUGGUGACCAUCCCUCUGGCCCUGGUGCUGUGCAUCCUGGGACUCGUCUACGCCAUCAUCAACACGCUGCAGAGCAAAGGGGCUCCACGGCUGCUGGUGCACUGCAAGCGCUCGCUGCAGGACUGGGUCUGACCCUGAACAAGAGCAGAAACUGAACUUUGAACUUACAUUGGAACCUUAGACACUGCGCUCCUCUAAUCCAAGCCUCUUUCCACCGACCCAUCCGUCUCUGGCAACUCUUAGAACCUGUGGUAGUAGAUCCAAUACUGUACACAAACACUAGAAGCAAGCAUUAAUUAUGUUUUACUUAUACACAAACAAACCAUCCUAACCUCCUCCUGUCUCCCAUGGUGCUCUACAAUGCGUCGACUGUAGUCUAUUUAUAUGAGAGAAGUUUGCACAUUGUUUUUUUUUAUUUCUGUUCAUUUUGUGUGACAUUUUGAUAUAAUUAUUAUUAUUUCGAAACCAGGAAGGCUGUUCAAUUCUCCGCCUUCCCCCCCUCGUCUAAUCUUGGCAGGGUCUUUGUCCUCGCCGAUACCUUCAUAUCUGCUAAUGCUAUCACAGUCGGCACAAAGAAAAUCCAAAGGGUUAGUAAAGAAAAACGGAUCACUAUGGAAGGGUUCAGUAGAUUGUCUUCCCCUUCUCACCGUCUUCUUCUCUAUGUCUUCGCCUGUUUCUGCGGUACAGUUUGUCAUUUCAGUCCAAUACAGUGGUUAAAACAAUCCCUCUAACAUGGGGUCUAUUUAAAGAAAAAGUGAAAUAUUGUGGGAAAUACACUUAUUUGUAAAGACAUUUUUUGUUAGCAAAUAGAAAUUGUGGCUUCGAAAAUAUGGCCUAAGUGGAAUCAACAGUAUCCUUAUCCUUUACAUUCAGAGCACCACUGCCUUGUUUUCAGUCUUCAUCUAUAGCACAAUAGGUCUGCCUUCUUUUGUUUCCUUAUUUGGAGAGCAUUUAAAGUCCUCUUUGGCUGAAAGGCCUCAGACUUUAUCUCUUCCUUUAACCAUCAUUUAUGAGGCUAAUUCUCAGAGAGCUUCCUUUCUGUCAGCAGAAAUAUAUUUUCUUUGCACAGGAGAGGAGAAAGACUAAUGGUCCAUUUAAAAAGUCAGCUCAGUGUGAAAUAACACAGGAGAAGUAGCAUCUUUGACAUAACACCAUGGAGAAACAAACGAAGCCCUGGCCUUUAACUCAAGAACAGGAAGUAGCAGCACACAUGUAACCCAGCGGUCUGAGGGUGCAGCUAAUGUACCGUGCACUCUGUAAUGGACUUUUUACUGCUCAUGUUUUUGUUUUUUUCAAUUGAAGUAGAUUCACACAUGACCUGGGGUCUAUCUAUUGUAAACACUGGAGCUGUGAGCACCAGGGUGGGCUUGGCUCAUGUGAACACAGACUAAUCCUGUUCAUUAAGAAACAGCAGGUGUGCAAAUGCUGUUAACCCCUGCGACACCUAAACUAAACCUUGAACUCCCAGAAACAAAACACUCUCCUCUCCCUUUUCAUCUUGCGAGAAGUGUAAUGUGGGCAGAAUAAAAGUACUCAUUAUAAAAGUAAAAAAAAUAUAUUCCUGGCAGCCAUUUAUUUUGUAGUGUAUAAAAAUCACAGACACACAAAAGCAAAAAUAAGUCACUCAGAUGGAUGAUAUAACUCAAGAUGGGUUUUCGCAAUACAUGUGGUAUUAAUAAUACAAAUGUGAAUAAUGAUAUGAUGUCAACAUACACAUGACAUGUCAAUAAUAGAACCACUUAAAUAAUUGCAGGUUAUUUUCUGUUUUUGCGGUUUAUUGGCUAAUCAAGUUGCCUUUUCACUGUCUAAUGGAAACACUUUUGUACAGUUAUUCUUGCCUAUCACUAGUCGUGUUUUGAGUGUAAUUAAGAUGCCAACGAAGCCAUGGAAACAUUAAUUGAAGAAAAAAGGCGUAAGAGCAAUGUGAAUAAUCUAAUCAUUACUCGAUGUUCUAAAAAAAUCUGAUCAAUAAGAGUCUAGAAACCGGCCUCAGAUUAGAGAGAGUGGAGGAGUGCAGCUUCAAUAUGAAUGGGAGGAAGCCUUAUCUGACGGCGCAUUAAGGACCAAGCUGCCAAUCUGAGCAGACGGGUCUCAGCCGGAUCAGGUUACAGAUGUGGACGGGGGGGUGAGGAGACACAAGAGAAAGGGGGAGGGACGCUGACCUCGUCUCCCUGAGCUCUCACAGCUUGGAUCACAGGAAUAAGGAGGGGUGAGAGAGAGAGAGGGAGAUAGGGGACUUUGAUGGCUCUAUCCCACUGGCAACCGCUCAUGUGACCCAAAUUCUCCUGCUAGCUCAACCGCAGUGCUAGCCAAAGAGGAAACUUUAGCCUACAGGAGGUGACGGUCUUUUGCUGUAUGUGCUUAGUAGCUGCGAAGAGACCCCAUCACAUGUUUAAAAAAGUGCUAAAAAGAUUAAUACAUUUGGGAAAUAUUAAGUGAAUCGGGAACUAUUAUUAUAUUGAUCUCAAAAUAUUUGAUUGACUGAUUAAGGAAAAAGUUAAAUGAUUUGACUCCAGCUUUCUAAAUCGGAUUCUUAAGUAGUUUCUGUUCUCCUCUACUUUGAGUUGUGGGGGGAAAAUCGAAAUACCCAGAAAAUAAAUGACGGAUGAAUCAACAAAGACAAUAAGUAGUUGCAGUGCUAGUUUAAAAACCUGCUUACCAAUUCCAGCUGCGCCUCACAAUUUAGCUUUGUCUGCUUUCCUUCAGUGCCAGUCAGACUGUAUGUUGACAGACGGUGCGGAAACACAACACCGCUGUUCUCUUACUUCACCUCCAGCUGCAGGUGCAGACAGGUUGAGGUGGGACACCGCUCAGAAGGAGGUAAAGUUAACAGGACACUCGCUGAGUGGAAGAAAAGGAAGAGCAUCAUCUUCCGUCACCAGAAGUCUGCAGAUUGAUCUGUGGCCGGUCAAUAGCGGUUGCCAGGAAACGGUGUCCUGUGUCCAUCGCUCACCUCCUCUCCAUCAGGGUUGGAGGGGGAGGGGGAUUGGCGGGCGUAGCUAAUCAGUGUUAAAAGCCCCCCUAACCCCAUCUGCUUUCUCCUCCCCUGUCCUGCUCUUCCUACAGGCACAUCAAUGCUUAGACCGCCCCAUGUCUGGACAGGCUCAGAAAAUGUCGACUCAUUGUAUUAGAGGCAACGCUUUGUGUGGAGUUGUUAUUAUCAGUUCUCCUUUGUGACCUCCACACAGCAAGCCCACAUGCAGUUAACCACGUUAAAGUUGAAAACGUUAAUUGUACUAGCGUUUCUUUACUUUAAACCAUAUUCUUUUGCCAGUUUGAGAGCUCCUUUUUGGCAGGACACUGACAGGGAUUCAUUUGUUGUGUUUCAAUUUGGGCACUUCUGUACUUAGAUGUGCUUUUUAAGUGCACGAGUGCGUCCUUUUGCAUGGUUUGGCACUUUAAACCGUCAAAAACUUGUGUGUAGAACACUGGACACUUCUCACACUCAACAAUCGUCAUGUUAGCAAAGGUUGGAUACGUAGCAGAAGUCGGCUACCAGCAGUGGUUGCUGGAAUCAAGAAAGCAGAUAAAGGUUUUGUUAAGUAAAAGUUAUACCUUAGUUUUUUUCAGUAUUUAAUAAAGGUAAUACUAUAGUAGCGUCAAAAAUUAGCCCCCGUUAAUUUUAUUGGGUGAAUUAGUCUCUAAUGGUUUGCUACAGCAAACGAUUACAUUGAGAAGCUAGCUAGCUAACAGUGAUGUUUGCAACUUCCUGGAGGGUACAGCAGCUGUUUGUGAUUUAAGACAACACUACAGGGUAGAAAUUCACAGUGUUCACAGUGCACAACAUGCAGCGGACUAAGGAACGUUUCCGAAUUGAGACACAGUAAUGUUCUUAGGACAGCUAGCAGAACAGAAAUAUGGUAAAGGUUCAGAAAGGAAGCAAGGCAGGCUGAUUGAUGCCUGUUUGUGUGUGUCGAGGUGUUUAGUUAAUCAGCUCUACUCUCCAUAAGCGAGGCCUGUUCUCUCUGACUGUAAAUCUCCCACACUCUCUCUAUCUGUCCCCCCUCCCCACCAUGCUCAGCCCGGCCCUCCACGCCCCGGGGGAUCGUAAUAACAACAAUGGCCUUCUCUCUCACACACUCUCUCCUCCCCCCAUAUACUCUCUAUAAUACACACACACACAAACACAUUAUUGUCUUCCCUAACCUCACCUUCCUUUCGCCUCUCCCACCCCCCGAUAGGAAACUAGUCAAGGCUAAGGCCAAGCCUUUUUUUGUAGAUCCUUGUUCAGCAACUUUGAAUACUGUGUUAGGAUUUACUUAAAACACUACCUGUCAGGUUUUGAGUCUGCUUUACGCAGACUCAGCAACAGGAUGUCACAUUCAGAUUUCAAGUUGCAAAGGCUGAAGUUCUUUUUAUGUUAAUUCUCUGUUCGUUUUGAAAUACAGGGCCUUGAUGCAAGGUUUAGGUGUGGUGAGGCAAUCCCUUGUCUGAGCUUUCAUCUCCCUCAGGAUGUUUCUGUGAACACUGCUUUUCUCUCUUAUUUUGAUGAACAUCUCUGUUAAAACCUCCUCUUUUCUCUUUUCGUUUUCUUCAUGCUGUGUCUCUCUACUCCACUUCAGCGUCCUGUGGUCAAUGUGUGUCCCUGCACUUCCUAAUAACCACAAGCUUCAAACGGUCAUUGCAUCAGCCCUGUGCAAAGUCUGAACUCAAAGGGAAAAAACCAGAUCAAUAAAAAACGAACUGAGAAGAUCAAAGAAAAAAGUAAAACUUCACAUACAGUACGACUGUGUUCAGUUUCUCUUCCACUUCGGUCAACUUUGUGGCUUAUGAUGGCACGAACCCAAAGGAUCAUGGGUUGUCCAGAUGCUUCUCUCUUUUCCCAGAGUGCAUCUCACCUUAGCUCGUUAAACCACUCUGAAAACACUCAUUUUAAAUCACCACAGGCUAAUUUAUUUCGGUGAAACAGACAAAGACAUUGAGUGUUGCUCCAGGCAGACAUGGAAACUGUUGAGAAGCCUGUUGUCCCCCACUAACUGCAGCGACAGUAGAUGUUGCUGGAUUAUUUACUGGCCCUCCAUGGUGGAACUCUUCAUUACUACCUGAGUAAUGCUUCAGUGACUUUCUGAAAAUGUAACCAUCAUCCCUGACUGGGAUGAGAUACCAAAAAAAAAGCCGCUGUCAAAAAUAAAAACAGAUGACAUUUUUGUUGGUCUUUGAUCAUUUUUAUUUUAUUUCUCAAACUUGAUAGGACAUGUUUUUUGUUAAUAACAUUCCAAUUGUUGUUUUUUUGGUUGGUUGUUAGUGGGGUUUUUUCUGUAGAAAAUGUAAUAUUUUAUACAUUUGUGUUUUUUGUGUGAUCACCUCUAGUUGAGUGUGUUAACAAGCCAUGCUGGACAUGUACACAUUAAAAAUUGCUCUGAAAAUA